UCAACUUUAAGGAUUGGCUCAUUCAGACUCCUCUGACCGCUUCGUGAAAACCACUUGCAAUCCAUUUUCUGAGAGUUUUCUGUUUCCUCCAACUUGGAUGCGUUGUCUUGUGUUCUUACCCAAUUCCAUAUUAGAAAACUUAAUUUAUCUGGCAUAGUAUGACUGUUGUGUCCUCUCCAAGGUCCUGUGAUCUAAUUCUAUGUGAAUGGGAAUGGUUGUGCUAAAUUGGAGAGCUUCUGUAGUGGGUUAUCAGCUACUUAUCUUGAAGAUCGAGCGUCACUGACCAAGCACCAGCUUGGGCCUUGUUCUAUCAUGAGCCUCCGGAACUUGACACAUCCUGUCAUUUCUCGAUUAUCAAUGGAGCGUUGGGUGGAGUUCCAUCUUGUUUCGGUGCUUGAUCAUCUGGUGGAGGAGCAGGUCGAGAACUUCGUGCUGGAAACGAUGAACUGGUCAGUGGGGAAGUUGAAUGUGUCCCAACUAUCUUUAGAUCUUCCUAACAUGGCCACGAGCAAUGUCCAAAAAAAUUCGGAGUUCAUCCUUCCACGGAUCAGAGGAUGAACGAAGGGCGACACACAUGACGAUGAGGUGGGCCUGCACUAUCUUUAGAUAACCGGUCGGAACUUUACUCGAUGUUCUUGUCUUCAACGCAAGCAACUUUUUAUGAUAGGGCGCCGUCAAGACAUUUGUACCGCUCAAGCUCUCUUCGUCCCAUUCCUGUUCUAUUAUUCUAAUCAAUGGAACUAGAUGUUGUGUAGGAGCUCAAAAUUGUGGGCCAAGAUACUAUAGAUAGACCCCGCAUUGCCCAUGGAAUGGAAAUCCUCCUGCCCUCCACAUGUUGUAAAGUGGUCAUCAUCGUCCCUUUUUCCCAAUCAGUGCGCGUAUGGCAGAAUCACAGCUGUGAGUUCGUGGGCAAAAAGAAGAGGAAAGAAAAGAGUUUGUGUGCGUUUGCUCUCUGUUUGUGGUGGAUAUGGGGUCGUUUCUGUGCAGUUACAAUGGGACACUCUUUGAACUGGGAUGCCUUCCUGGGGUUUGUGGAGAGGAUGGGAUUUUGCCAGUGGCAGUGGACUGCAACGCCAUGCCAUGCCAUGCUGUUCCUUUCGGCAAUGGAAGCAACUCUGGGCUUGGAAGAUUGGAUCCCAGCCUCAACUGCUUCUCAUGGGAGGCGGGCGGGGGACUCUGAGGUCAUGCCGAAGAGGAAGAAGUUGGUGAUCUGAUAGAUGAUUCUUCCUCUGCCCCUCCCUGCCUGGGGCUCGUCCGGUAUGGUCUGGUGGGUGGUGAUUGUCGCAUUAUGUCUACGACCAUGGCUGGUACUGACGAGCUCAGCUUCUGCUGCUGCAGCCUCCAUAGCUGCUUUGUGGAGGCCGGCCGGACGCAUUGUUGUUGUUUGUCGUGUUCUCGGCAGCAGAGUAGGGUGGGUUCGACCUGCUCCUCCCCCGACCUGCGCUGAUUGCUGCCUUUCGCCGUAAAGCUGCCUAGUUUUGGUAAGCCAAUGUGUCAUCCCUGUGGGACCCGACAUCGACAGUUGAGAAAUCUGAUGAGAGGACGACACUCGCCAUCAGUUUUUCUUUACGUUGUAACUUACGAAAGUCGAUCUACAACACUCCUCUUUUUCUCAGUGGUCGUUGUUAGAGUGCUUCGGAGUCAGAGAUGCAAGGACUGCUGCUACUGCUACUGCUGCUGCAGUAGCAGCAGCAGCUGCAGUCAUCCUCUCGGCCAUGGAGUCUUCCUCUGGAUUGAUUUGAGGAUCGGAUAGGCGGCCGCAGGUGGGACGUUUCUGGGUCCAGUGAUAGUGAUGGCGAAGCUGUGGUCGUGCAAUCAAAGAUCCUGAGGCAGUUCGCUCUAUCUACUGUAUCUGAAAGACACUAUCUGCUCCUUUUUUAGUUGCAAACAGCUCCCUCAUCGGAUUCCUCUAUCUGCUUUACGCAAGUUUCAACUUCUGCAACAUCUCCUUCUCUCAGUGUUCCUAUCGCAUCACUUUGUUGUCGGUUACAGCUUCGUCUCGUGACGUUUUCGCAUCCCCACACAGACAUUUACUACCUUAUCGGACAGGACUCGGAGACUCGACUUCAGUAGUGCACUGGCAAGACCAGACGUCGAAGCACCGACUUGGAGUCCAGUUCACAUCCCGAGUCAGGCGAUCUUCGAUGGAACCUCGAAUCUUCGGUUCCUCUAAUGAUCCAGAACGCCUAUCGAGGGAUUCUGUCCUAGGACCUAGAGACCACGGUGUGCAUCAUUUAUCCCUCUCAUUUCAGAACUCAGAAGCCUAGGCCAGUUGUGGCAAAAACUAUUCCACAUUACUCUGUAUGACAUGAGUUGCACUGUCUGAAGGAAACUAAGCGGCUCCAAAUAAUAGAUUCCAAGACGCGGCAGUGCGUUCGUCGCUAAGGAAUGAAGAAGAAAAGCUGGACAAUGUAACGUGAGAAUCAUGUCAACUUGACACCGAAAGAUCUCAGAAGAAGCCCGCUAGAUACGAUGCCGGGGCUGUCUGUCUACGAGUUGAAGAUGCUGAAACUGCAGCAGGAGGUUGAACCCUCGAACCACUUCGACCUUACUUGAAUAUGCCAGCGAGAAAGAGAAUAAAGCCAUGGCUGGUUGACUCAUGCCACACAGGACAGGAGGUAGGAGCCUGCACGUAAUCGGAGGAGAUUGAAGGAGAAGCAUUGUGGAAAGGAGGAACAAAUAAUAUAUUAUGCUUCCUAUGCUUCCUGCGACUAUUUAUGAAGUAAGGAUCCAACAUUCUUUUCAAUUGUCGACCCAACCUCUACUGGGUACGUGUCUAAGUGUACAAAGUCACUCAUCUAUAUAAGGACUGAAGUAGCCUUGAAGUUGCAUGCUCUGGAUUCUGUAGGCACCGUAGGCACUUUAGAUUCAGCACUUUUGGAUGGUUCAUUCGAGGUAAGUUCGAAUGUUACCUGAAGCGAAGCAUCUGAAUGACGACAUUCAAAGAGGGGCAUUUAUUUUAUACAAAUGAAUUGGCGCAACCAAACUCGGUGAUGACCUAAACAAAUGAUGGCAUGCUAUGACAUCACCUUCUUCGACAUAUUUAUGAUCACGGUCAGGUCAGUGCACCAUUUGCUUCCACACUCUCCGUCAGACACUCGGUUCGUAGAUUCAUAAAAUUCUCAAAGCUUCUCUGAACCUGCGGCCGUCAUGUCAAUCCCUUUUUCAUGCGGAAAAGGCUAGGGCGAGAGAGAAACUUAGGGCCGACUAGUAAUUCACAUGUUACAGGGAUAUAUUUUUUCCAAACGUUAAACACGUUAACAUUAUUCAGAAAUGUAUUGGGAUAAGUUAGAUUUUUAUUUAUAGUAUCGUAAGUGGAGUCACACAUGUGGGUUUUAUCAUAUGGGUUCCAAUUAGUCCAUUUUCAUGAUUGGAAAUGUUGCCAGCUAGUUGAAAAGUUAUAGAUAUCGGC
Marchantia polymorpha subsp. ruderalis is the source of this 3412-nucleotide messenger RNA. Lineage: Eukaryota; Viridiplantae; Streptophyta; Marchantiopsida; Marchantiales; Marchantiaceae. The record is from the annotation of a GenBank genome assembly.